Chelonia mydas (Green sea turtle) is the source of this 3598-nucleotide messenger RNA. RefSeq names its product chemokine-like protein TAFA-5. The record is from RefSeq and is a predicted model, not a curated record. The transcript is spliced from 4 exons. Bases 883 to 1269 code for a protein of 128 amino acids. NCBI's taxonomy places the organism in Eukaryota, Metazoa, Chordata, Testudines, Cheloniidae.
GCCACGGUGCAGCCGGGGGGAAGGGGGAAGGGGGUGGGGGGAUCUGCUAGCCCUCCCCAUCCCUGCCAUGAACCCUCCUGCUGCCCGCCUCGCUCCCUGCCCAGCUGCAGGAGGGAAGCGCACAGUCGCUGCGUGCGGUGCCGGAGAGGGAAUUGCCGCUCGGCUUUCGCCUGGCAAACUGCACCCAGCCGGGGGGAGAUACUAGCCGCCGCUCUGCGGGCUGAAUGCAAAGGAGCUGCCCAGGGAUCCGGGCUCCCUGCGGCCGCCGCCGGGCAGCAGAGGCGUUUGGCCCCCAGAGAGAAGCCGGGUGGACGGGCUGCAUCUUCUGGCUACUUUCACCAGCUGGAAGACACGGGGCUUUGGAAAAAACCCAGCCCGCUGUGGGUGAGAGUCUGACCCUGCCUGGACCAGGAGCACAGGACGCUGUGACAAGGAGCCUCCCUCGAGAGGGGCAGAUCCCCCCCACCUCCCGCACGUGGGGUCCCCCUGCGAGGCUGGGAUGUGGUGACCCGGGUACUAAAGGAACCAGCCUGUGCCCCCCUGGAGCUGCAGCUCUCCUGCGUGGCUGGAGCUGGGGGCUCCCUGGCUGCAGCUUUUCUCCUGCUCAGAGGGGCUGGGACUAGGGGGGCUGCCGCCCCCCCUUGCUUGACGUGGUUUCCAUCAUACCCAGGGUUGACAGUUUGGUUCAACAGCUCUCAGCCCCCCUCCCCCCCCAAAUGGCUCCAGCCCUCCUGCUCUGAAGGGAAUGCAGCUACUCCCCAGCCAUGCUGGGCUGCCCUGUGCCAGGUGGAAACGUCCCUGGUAGUUGGAUUUAGAGGGGACCCUGCAGCGUGAGAGGGGGGUCCAGCCCUGCCUCCCCGCCCCCCUCCCAGCCCACUCAGGAUGCUGGCCGGCUGGAGAGAGCUCUCUGCAGGGAUUGGUGCCACGCUUUGCUUCCUCCUCUUCUUCUGGCUCUUGUAUUCUCAGCCGCCUAAGGAAGGCAAGGAGCUGGAGGUGGGGAUGUGUGAGAUUACGGCGCUGAACAGAGACCUCAGCCACCCCAGGAGGAUGAUCGCCCGGCAGACAGCACGCUGUGCCUGCAGGAGAGGCCAAGUCGCGGGCACAAUGAGGGCAAAACCUGCCUGCGUGGAUGCUCAGCUCAUUGCCAGUAAGCAGUGGUGCGGGAUGGAGCCCUGUGCCGAAGGGGAGCAGUGCACUUUGUUAAUAAAUCGUUCAGGCUGGAGCUGCACUCGACGAUUGGGCCGAAUAAAAACUGUCACAGUCUCCUGACAGCAGCAGCUGACGGCCCGAGCCUGGUGCCUCCACUCCUGGCUGCCGCAGCGGUAUACCACCUUCCUGGGGCAAGGGGCCAGCCCCUCUGUCCACAUCCCCGUGGGUUGGUCUCCUUGCAGCAGGACCUGGCAAGUCUCUGCUCUGCACCACCUGGGCCGGGCGGCCUCGCUCUGUUGCCGGCUGGGAUGAUGCCAAACAGCUGGAAAGAUGUGUCGGGUUUAUCCCGAUGGAAUGGAUUUCCGUUGUCAGGAGGGGUUUUAACUGAAAUGCACCUUUCUGCAAACCUUUUAAUUGUGAACUGAGGGAGCAGCCCUUUGGCACCCAUAAAGAGUGGGCACAUUUGCUGCGGCUGGCUCACUAGGCUGUGAGACCCAAGGAGAGACGGACGCCGGCUGAUGUAUAACCACAGCGGAGCUGAGAGGUGGGAAGCAAACUCUCUCUUGUAUUUCUCCUCCCCUCCCAAUCUCCAGAGAGCGAGAGGGUGCAGCGGGGACAGCUCCGGAGAGAAGGUGCUAAGGUCAUCUCAUCUCUACCCCACUGGGUCACCUUCAGCCCUUUGGAAAGUCCGCUGAGGUGGUGUGGGGCUGUCUGAGCCAAGCCCCCACCCCACAACCAGCAGCACAGGUUCCCCACCAGCUGCUGUGAUUUGUUCCAUAGGGAAACAUUGAUUUGAUGAGUUUCUCUUCCCUUUCCAUUUGCAACUUGUCCAUCAGCAGCUCACAAUUUCCCCAGGUUCAUUCAGCGGCUCAGAACAAAUGGCCAAAUUAUUCCUACGAAUAAAUUCUCAGCCUGUCACCCAAUUGCAGUCAAUUCAUCAUUGGGUGGGGGUGGGGGGAAGAAUCUUUAAAUUGAGUCAUGUUCAUUUGUUUUGAUUGGUCCCAUGGUGGUGUUUUGGGGCCCUGACUGGCCAAGCAUCACUCUUGGUAUGGGGUUACAUGUUCCGAAUUGGGUUCCCAUGAGUGCCUGCCAGCCUUCCCACUGAUGUCCCUCAGUUGUUGUCGGCGGAGGGUAGCCUGGGGAGGUAUUUGCCAUGUGCAUGGGCAGGAGGGAGAGAGAGGGUGGAGUGAGGACGUGCUGAGAGCCUGAGCUGUUGGGUUGGAAAGGCUUGUUUGCCUCACACUGGUCUGAUCCCACAGUGGAAGUAAGAGGAAGGUCGGGUGCUGGGGAAGCACUCAGGGCUUGACGUUGCAGCCUUGUCUAGACCAGGAUUUGGGAGGUGUUGGCUAACUUGUGUUCACGGCCGGGUGCAGACAAGCAGGGUGCCUUUAACACAUGUUGCAUGGCUCAUGUUAAAGCCUAAGUCAAGGCACCGGUGUAACAUGUAUUAAAAGCACACUGCCUUGACCACACUAGGCUGUUAACACCUUCCAAAUCCUCAUCUGGACAAGGCCUGAGAGGUGCUGAGUGCCUACAACCCACUCUGAAGCCAGUGGGAGCUGAAAUUGCUUGUCACCUCUCAGGAUCAGGCCCUUUCUGCUCUAUAGAGAGUGCUUUACGGUGGUCAGAACUAUGCAGCUGGAGAAGAGAUGGUCCAUGCCCUGGAGAGCUUAUCCUUAGAGUGGAGCCUGAGACAAAGCCGUGGGUGCAGACAUCCCCGAGCUGUGGGCAAGUUUGGAUCUCAGGGCUUGCAUGUCCUUCUCCAAGGUACCAACAGGUACAGAGCCAUCAACACACAUGAAAUGCAUCUGGACAAUAGUGCAGACAGGCCUCGCAGAACAGCCAGGUCUGCCUGGGAGGAAGGAAGCCCACAGGAAAGGUCACUUGCAAUGCAAGGGGACAGCAAGGCAGAAGGCAGAGAGCAGGCCAAGGGGAGGCUGAGCAAGACCAACAUGGAUCAAAGUUUGCAGGAGUCCUUGAGGCACUGAUUUAAACUAGGAGGGGCUUGAUCCCUGCUGCCAGGGCAUCUCUGAAUGCUAGACAGUGUCCAAGAGGGGUCUCACUCUGUGUCUCCAAUACUGAGAGCCAACAGGCAGCUGGCUGGUGAUUUAUAGCAUUUUCCUACCCCGGUUCCCAGAGUGGCUUUGUAGUUGGGGAUUGCAGGGUGGGUCAUGGGCUGGUUCCACUUUUCAUUCCCUGCAGCCCAGCAGUAUACUGGGGUGACCUGGCCCCGUCCUCUCUCAUGUGGCAUAAAGAGCUGGCUGCUGCUAGGGGGAAGAUCCCUGUCCCUAACAAGCCCUGCUCCAUCAUCUUGUAAAUAUUAACGGGGGUCCCUCUCCUCCCCAUCUCGUUGUGAGUGGGACUCUGAUCCAUGGGAUUUUUUCCACUGUAAUAAGUUUCCAAAAAACUUGUGAUGUCAACAAUGUAAGGAAAUAAAAUUCUAACUUUA